UUUACGUUGAUAUUGAUGUUUAGUACAAUUCAAAAUGUCAGCUCCCAUGGAUGGAAAAUCAACAAAUAUUCCUACAGUCCCUACUCACCACAUUCGUCUAAACCUGUGUGCAACUCGACCAUUAUAUAGAGAAGGAAGAAACCCUAAAGCUGUAAAAGUAUAUACAGUAAACCAAGAGUCACAGUACUUGAUGUUUCAGGAUGUACCAGCUUUGGGUACUACACAAGAAUUAAUUAAGCUUUGUGCAGUUCAUGGUGCUGUUGAAGAGUAUCGAUUAUUGGAUGAAUUUCCAACUGUUGACAAAUUUACUGAUGUAGUUUUGGUAAAGUACAAAAGAAUACAGUCAGCAAGACAUGCCAAGAAGAAGUUAGAUAACUGGUCAUUUUAUGGAGGUGUACUCCAUGUUACUUAUGCUCCUGAAUAUGAAAGUGUGGAAGAAACAAGAGAAAAGUUGCAGGAUAGACGCAAAGGAAUUGCUGCGAGACUAAGAAUUCUGGGUAAAGAUCAAUCUAGAAGAGGGAAGACAUUUGAAGGUCACAUUGAGAAUGAUAGUAAACAAGCACAUAAAGUUUCAGAGAGGAUUGAAAGUAGAAUUCCAGCUUUUCCAAGUUUUCAAAACAACCACAGCUUUCACAAAAAUCAUGUGUCAACAGAAAGCACUCAGGAUAGCAUUAGUAACAAAAUGCCACAUAUGACAAAUUUUUCUAGUGACCAUGGCAACAACACAAAUUAUUCAACACAUCAAAAUAGUCAACCUUAUUCAUAUGGAAAUCAUUUAAUUUCUACUCAGAAAAAUUACAAUCUUCAUCAAACAUAUUCUCAGCAAACUCUGGUGAUCCCACCACCACCAGUGAUAGAGCCUCCACCAUGUUGUCAACAAGCUCUGAUGAUCCCACCACCUCCAGUACGAGAGUCUUUUCCGAAUUAUUCAAAAAUAAACCAAAAUAAAUCAACAUUUGAUUUUGCUAGAGUUCCGACUGCUAAUGCACCAUUCCCUCCAGAUUAUGACGGAAGAAUUCCCCAAAAUGUUGUUGCUAAAGAAAUGAAAACUCAAACACACGACGAUGAUCUCAAAGGUGAUGCCAUUAAACAAAAUCCUUCUUAUUCAAACAAACAGCCUUCUCAGGGAAACUUAUCACAUCCAAAGUAUAAUAAAAUCUUUGAUAAAACUGGAGUAAAACAAGAGAAAAUUAUUAUCAAGGAUUUUAAGAAGUGUGGUGCAAUGCCUAAAUUUAUACCUCGACAGACAUUGAAUUUAUUGAAGGCAAAAUCAGAACAUGGAGAAAUAAAAGCAUCAGACAGGGAUCAUCUGGAAAUGGAAUUGAGGAAAAAUGCAGUAGUUUUAGGAAGUACACAGGGACCUGCAUUAGUUCCAGAGGAAUUCAAGAAGAAAGAAAAAUCAUGCACAGAAAAAGCUGUAGAACAUACUGUCAAACAAAUAAGGAAAAGGGUAUCCAUGUUCUCCUCUGAACAAGAAGAUUCCACAUCAAGAAAAAGGCCAAAACCUCCAUGAAACAGACAAGUGCAUACAUGAUCAUGAUUGUAAUGUUUCGAUUUGAUAUAUUUUUUGUAUUAAAAAAUGAAAACAACACUUUAUAAAUUUCAUGCGUCAGAAGCACUUUUCUGUAUUUACUUUCAUCAGAAAAACUCAAAGCCAAAAAGAUAAUUUGACUUAAUG
Molecule: messenger RNA, 1678 nt
Organism: Mytilus californianus (California mussel)
Lineage: Eukaryota; Metazoa; Mollusca; Bivalvia; Mytilida; Mytilidae
Exons: 5
Coding region: 35-1513 (492 amino acids)
Cellular component (GO): nucleoplasm
Molecular function (GO): nucleic acid binding
Source: RefSeq, a predicted model, not a curated record